This is a messenger RNA of Micropterus dolomieu (smallmouth bass), 948 nucleotides long. RefSeq lists its product as uncharacterized. The transcript has 5 exons. The record is from RefSeq and is a predicted model, not a curated record. The coding region runs from base 1 to 948 and encodes 315 amino acids. Lineage: Eukaryota; Metazoa; Chordata; Actinopteri; Centrarchiformes; Centrarchidae.
AUGAAUGGAGAUGUACCUGUGGAUCUGAGAACAGAGUCAGAGUACGCAGAAAGGCUACUUUGUCACAACAGCUGUCGUCUGCCUGAUCGUCCUUCCUACAUCUGGUACAAGAAUGGACAGAAAAUUCAGAAAGAAACAUCUUCUUAUUCAGGCUACUUUGGUUCUGCAGACAGUUAUUCCUGUGCUGUGAAAGGACUGGAGGGUUUCCCCUCUCCUUCAGUGUGUAUUCGUGGUCAAACCUGCAACAGAGUGACUUACACUGACAGAAGCAUCUGUGCCUUCAAAGGCUCAUCAGUGGACAUUUCUUGUACUUACAACAGUUAUGAAACUAUCAGAUCUAAAUUCUGGUUCAGUCCUGAACGUAGUCUUCAGUGGCAGAAUCCCUCACAGCCUGAGGACCUUAGUGAAGACUCCCAGUAUGCAGGUCGUGUUCAGGUCCUUGAAACAGAGAGAGGACGCUCCACUCUGAGAAUCACUGACCUGAGAGAGAGCGACUCAGCUGAGUAUCACUUCAAAUUCACAGCAGGAAGCUUUGAAUGGAGGAGUAGUUUACCUGGUACAACUCUGACUGUCACAGAUCCAGAUCUCCAGGUGCAGGUGAUCAGAUCAACAGUCUACCAGAUUUAUACUGAGGCAGAGCUGCUUUGUCACAGCAGCUGUCGUCUUCCUGAUCGUUCUUCCUACGUCUGGUUCAAGAACGGACAGAAAAUGGAAAGGGUGGAGACAUCUUCUUAUAAAGAUCAGUUUUAUCCUGGAGACAUCAUCUCCUGUGCUGUAAAAGGACAUGAGGAUUUCCCCUCUCCUUCAGUGUUGCGAAUGUCAGGGGGGAGCUUGUUCCAGAGUUUUGGUACAGCAACAGCGAAGGCCCGAUCGCCCCACUGCUUGUACCUCGACCUCGGGACUACUAAAGCCUGUGACAGACCGCAACAGCCUAUACUCCGGGGCUAG